AUGGCGGAUAUAAUCAGUUCUGCUGAAAGAGAGAAGUCCUUAUAUGUAAAACAAAUUCGACAUUUGGACGAGCAGCUGGAGAGUUGUCAGCUUAAAUAUGAUGAGCUGGAAAAACAGAUGAAGAGCCUCAUGUCUGAGUUCAGCACUCUGGAGGUGGACAAGAAACAGGUCACUAUGUUCUUGAUACAAUGCAAGGCUGCAAAAGAGAGGGCGGAGAAGAUGAUGGCGCAGCUGGAGAGUCAGCAGAAGGUAGCUGAACAGGACAUAGAGACCCUGAAGAUGCAGCAGAGCCAGCUGAUGCAGGAGCUUCAGGAGCAGAUCAGUGGAUUAAUGUCACAAAGCACGAUGCAGGUUUCAAAGUUUGAGGCAGAGGAGAAACAGCUGAUGUCUGACAUGGAGUCUCAGGAGCAGCAGCAUCAACCUGCCAUUAACAGCCUGAAGGAGCAACAUGAAGCUGGCACCAACAGCAUGAAGGAGAAACAUGAAGCUGACUUUAACAGCCUGAAGAAAGAAGCAGAAUCUGGAAAGGAAAAUUUUAUGGAGGAGGCUCAGAAAAAGGCAGAUAUUUUCCUUCGGGAAAGGAUUUCAGAAAUUAAUAAGAAGGAGAGGGCUCAGCACAGCAAGACAUUGGACCAGCGGGAGCUUUUGCUGAAGGAGAACGCGGCCCUGCGGAGGGAGAAGUACGACCUGAGUGAGAUUUGCUCUGACGUGAUGACAGAUCUCAAAAAGGUUAAAAAGGAGAACCUCGGUCAUGAGAAUAAUGCAGAGCAUCUGAGGUUAGAGAACCAGCAUGUCAGGGCCAAGCUAAAGGACUGCCAUAACACCCAUGAGGUACAAGAGCAGACGCUGGCUGGGCAAGAGACUGACAUGGCAAAUGAGAGGUAAAGGUUCCAUCUCUUUCUGCUGUCAGUAAACAAGUCUCAUCAUUUUUCCGCAUACUAAUUCAUUGUCAUGGAAGGUGCUUGUAAAAAGGUAAUAUCUUCUAUUUUCAUUAUAUCCAAUCCUAUUUUAAUACUAUUCAUUGUUAAUGCAUGUGUGUAUUUAGACAGCAUACAGACAUGUUUGAAUGUUCUAAGUUGGGACACAACACAUACUCAGAACCUGCUAUGAAUUAUUGUGUAGUGUGGACAUGGGACACAAAUGGGUACAAACUUCUCUCAGAGGCAAACAGUGGUCUAAGUCACAGUAUGUUAUGGAAGGAUUGAAAUGUGUAUAAAGCUGAUUCA
Molecule: messenger RNA, 1226 nt
Organism: Scomber scombrus (Atlantic mackerel)
Lineage: Eukaryota; Metazoa; Chordata; Actinopteri; Scombriformes; Scombridae
Product: repetitive organellar protein-like
Exons: 5
Coding region: 1-885 (294 amino acids)
Source: RefSeq, a predicted model, not a curated record